Molecule: messenger RNA, 567 nt
Organism: Plasmodium reichenowi
Lineage: Eukaryota; Apicomplexa; Aconoidasida; Haemosporida; Plasmodiidae
Source: the annotation of a RefSeq genome assembly
UACUCUAUGUGAUGAUACAAAUACCAAUUUACAAAAUGAUGAACAUAAUUAUAUAUCCUCAGAUUCUUCAUCUUUUAAAUCACGUUCGAGUUUAGGAAGAAAAAUAUCUUUCUCAUCAGAUGAAUCUUAUUUUGAUUCAGAUAUUGAUAUGAGAAUAAAAAAAUUAUUGAAUAUAGAGGAUCAUGAUAAUUUUAAGAAAAAGAAGAAGAAGAAAAAAAAAAAAGAAGAACAACAACAACAACAAGAAGAAGAUAAUGAGCAAAAUCAUGCAAUUAAUAAUGUAGGAAAUAUAGACAUUCAAUGUAUAACAAAUGAGGAACACCAUAUAAAUAAUAAAUCUCAUGAAGAAGAAAAGAAAAAUGAAAAAAUAAAUAAUGUGAAAAUUAUGGAGUCUAUCAAUGAAAGUCAGACACCUGAAAAGAUAGACGUUUCAAAAAAAAAUCAAGAAGAUUCUUCUACUCAAAAUUAUGAGACUCUGAAAGAACUUCUAACAGAACAAGUUCAACAUAAUAAUAAUAAUAAUAAUAAUAAUAAUAAGGAUGCUAAAAAUGAUAAUAAAAAUGAUGA